UAAUUCUGGAUGUCAGAACAUGGUGGAACUCUCUUUUCUUGAUGGUGGAGUAGUACCAGGCCAUCCAGGCAGCAUCACUUGACCAACGACUCAGGAAGCCAAUGGAGAAAGACAAACUGGAAAGACUCACAGAUGACGACUUCCAGAAAGUAGAGGAUUUUGUUAAAAUCAUGAAGCUGUUGUACACCUCAACCCUCUGUGUAUCCAGUGAGAAGUCACCCACAUGCGGCCAAAUUCUCCCCAUACUGACUAAGCUGGAGGAGCAUUUCACCGUGGCUGAACAGGACACAGUGUUUAUCAAUGCUUUGAAAGAGAAAGUCUGGGGAGAUCAGGAGAAAUUAUAUCAGGAUGAAGACAUUAAGAACUUCCUCCAGGAGGCCACUUUGAUGGACCCUCGCUUCAAAGGCAAACUUGGAUGUGCUGUUGCUGCUGAUGCUUGGGGCCGGUUGGAGAAAGCAGCAGUUUGCAAUGUAACAGAACAGCUUCCAAUGGAGGUCCUUCAGGAUCACAACAUUGAGGAAGAUAGAUUGGAUGACCAUCAGGAGGACAAGUCACUGAAGGCAGAGGAACAUUCUCCAUGUCACGAGAAGUGUGCCAAGAAGUCAGCCCUAGAAGAGCUGUUUGAGGAUGAGGACCGAGAGUUACUUCAGGCAACAACCUCUAAAAGUGGUGCCAUCUCCAUAGCUGAACAGGCCCAUAAAGAGAUUGAGAUCUACAAAGGUCUACCUUCAGUCUCAUCAGGACAAGACCCUGUAGCUUGGUGGUGGGGGAAGCGGGACAGUCUUCCCAUAUUGUCUGCACUUUCAAACACAUACCUGUGUGUGCAGGCCUCAUCGGCAACCAUCUGAGAGAGUUUUCUCCUGUGCAGGACAUGCAAUAAGUCAGGGGAGGUGUCGUAUU
This is a messenger RNA of Sinocyclocheilus anshuiensis, 900 nucleotides long. RefSeq lists its product as uncharacterized. Bases 102 to 848 code for a protein of 248 amino acids. Gene Ontology annotation, cellular component: nucleus. The record is from RefSeq and is a predicted model, not a curated record. The transcript has 5 exons. Gene Ontology annotation, biological process: regulation of transcription by RNA polymerase II. NCBI's taxonomy places the organism in Eukaryota, Metazoa, Chordata, Actinopteri, Cypriniformes, Cyprinidae.